AUGUCGCUACCCUUCACCGACUCCUCCGAGGGCAUCAUGCGCAGGCUCUCAGCUGCCGACACUGUGAGCAGCGCGGACAGGAGGGCGGAGAUCCUCAAUGCGCUGCGAGCAGAGUACCCCAUCGAUAGGCCGCCCUCGCGCACGGUCAUGGACUCGGCGCUCGACGCGGACCCUUCUGCGUCCGCCUCGUCGCUCGACCUCCCGUCGAUGAUGGCCGGUCCAGACCGCAUCCGCCGCCGCUCGGAGCUUUCGCGCAUCCGCACCCCGGCGCCCGCAGAGGCCAUCGAGCUCUCGACGCUGUCCCCUAUUGACGAGCAGAAUCACGGCCAAUCCAGUGCGAUACAGACUAUGAUAGCGGGGCUCGCGGGCGAGCCGCCGCUCGAAAAGAUGGUGGAUGUCGAGACGGCGCCGACGUCGUAUGCGCCCUCGCUCCACUACGCGGGGUCCGAAGGGCAGAGCAGCGCUGCCCCUAACCCGCCCAUCUCGCCGGCACAGCGGGCAAAGUACCGCCUGAACAGCAGGAUCCAGUUCGCCGCGUUGUGCUAUUCGUUCUUCCUCGAGGGCUGGAAUGACGGCUCCACGGGCCCUCUGCUGCCGAGGAUCCAGCGCAAUUACGGGAUCGGCUUUGCCCUGGUGUCGCUGCUCUUCGUGACAAACUGCGUGGGCUUCCUGAGCGGUGCCAUACUGAACGUCCAUCUGAACCACAAAUUCGGCUUCGGGAAGGUCGUUGUCUUCGGUCCGUGCGCAGGCGCCGUCCUGCAACUCGUCGGGUACGUGAUGAUGGCGCCGGGCGGACCCUUCGGCGUCAUGUGCGUCGCAUUCAUUUUCACGGGCUUCGGCAUCUCGCUGCAGAACGCGCAGGCGAAUGGGUUCGUCGGAAGCCUGAGGGAGCACGCGCGCGUCAAGUUUGGCUUCCUCCAUGCGUCGUACGGUAAGCGACCCUCGUGGCUGCUCACCGGCUGCCUGGGCUACAUCGGCGGCGUCGGGCAGGCGGGCUCGGCCGUGCUGCCGUUCAUCACCGGCCUGCUCUCCUCCCGCUUUGGCAUCGAGUCGCUGCAGCCCUUCAUUGUAUCGAUGAUGUCGACGAUGAUUGUAAUUUGGGCCAUCGUGCCGAAGGUUCGCAGGAUCGAAUGA
This is a messenger RNA of Postia placenta MAD-698-R-SB12, 1134 nucleotides long. RefSeq lists its product as hypothetical. Bases 1 to 1134 code for a protein of 377 amino acids. Gene Ontology annotation, cellular component: membrane. NCBI's taxonomy places the organism in Eukaryota, Fungi, Basidiomycota, Agaricomycetes, Polyporales, Adustoporiaceae. The record is from RefSeq and is a predicted model, not a curated record. The transcript has 7 exons.